AUGACUUCCGUCCAACAGCUGUUUUCGCUCCACGGCCAGACCGCUCUCGUGACAGGCGGCACCCGAGGAAUCGGGCAAGCCAUGGCCAUCGCACUGGCAGAAGCCGGCGCGGACAUCCUGCUCGUGCAACGCGACACGUCCAACACGGCCACAAAAGCCCAAAUCGAGGCCCUCGGCCGCAAAGCAACAAUCUACACGGCGGACCUGGCUGACCCCGCCUCCGUCGCCGCGCUCAUCCCCUCCAUCACCCAAGACGCGCAGCAGCGCAUCGACAUCCUGCUGAACUGCGCGGGGAUCCAGCGCCGGCAUCCCGCGCACCAGUUCCCCGACGCCGACUGGGACGCCGUCCUGCAGGUCAACCUGCGCACCGUCUUCACUUUGUGUCGGGACGUGGGCGCGCACAUGCUGGCGCGGCCCCUGGACGCAACUUCGAAUGGCCGCCGCGGCGCCAUCAUCAACGUCGCCAGCCUGCUGUCCUUCCAAGGCGGCUUCACGGUGCCCGCCUACGCCGCCAGCAAGGGCGGCGUCGCGCAGUUGACCAAGGCGCUGAGCAACGAGUGGGCGGGCAAGGGCAUUGCCGUCAACGCCAUCGCGCCGGGCUAUAUUGCGACCGAGAUGAAUACCGCGUUGAUGGAGGAUGAGAAGCGUGCGGAGGCGAUUUUGGCGCGCAUUCCGGCUGGUAGGUGGGGGAAUCCAGACGACUUUAAGGGCGCGGUCGUGUUUUUGGCAAGUCCUGCCGCCGGGUAUGUUAGUGGGGAGGUGGUGACGGUGGAUGGGGGGUGGAUGGGUCGGUGA
Messenger RNA from Aplosporella prunicola CBS 121167, 795 nucleotides. RefSeq lists its product as uncharacterized. Gene Ontology annotation, molecular function: oxidoreductase activity, acting on the CH-OH group of donors, NAD or NADP as acceptor. The coding region runs from base 1 to 795 and encodes 264 amino acids. The record is from RefSeq and is a predicted model, not a curated record. The transcript has 2 exons. Lineage: Eukaryota; Fungi; Ascomycota; Dothideomycetes; Botryosphaeriales; Aplosporellaceae.